AACUCUCUUGUCUUUUUACGUUCACACAUUUUCUUGUUCUUUACUUAACAAAGAAGAAGCCUUUCUCAAUUCAUCAAAUUUGUCUAUCAAGUUUCAAUCUUUUUCAUAACCCAGUAAUUAAAUCCACUAUCCAAACACACCCACUUGGUUUUUUUAUAUCUUUUUAAUUUAUAAAUUAAAGAAAAUUAUAAAAAGUUAGUGUUAAUGGCUGGUCGUUUUGAUCCUAAUCCAUUUGAUGAAGGAGAUGAAGUUAAUCCCUUUGCUGAUCAAGGGAAAGGAGCAGGAAAGUCGAAUUUUAGUGGAGGCUCGUUGUACACGACAAGUGUUCCUUCUGCUGCAAAUUCUAGGCUUACACCUCUUCCGCACGAACCUGCAGAUUUCUAUGACCGAAGUGCUCCUGUUGACAUUCCUCUGGAUUCGGCUGCGGAUUUGAAGAAGAAAGAGAGAGACCUACAAGCUAGGGAAGCUGAUCUGAAGAAGAGAGAAGAUAUAGUAAAACGCAAAGAAGAAGCAGCUGCUCGAGCUGGUAUUGUUCUUGAGGAGAAGAACUGGCCACCAUUUUUUCCCAUUAUUCAUCACGAUAUUGCAAAUGAAAUACCAAUUCAUCUACAAAAGUUGCAGUAUGUUGCAUUCACGACGUACUUGGGAUUGGUUCUUUGCCUACUUUGGAACGUUGUUGCAACAACAACAGCAUGGAUUAAAGGAGAAGAUCCAAAGAUUUGGUUUCUUGCUCUUAUCUACUUCAUAUCAGGGGUCCCACUUGCAUAUGUGUUGUGGUACCGACCACUUUAUCGUGCUUUUAGGAGUGAAAGUGCGUUUAAGUUCAGUUGGUUUUUCCUGUUUUACUUGGUUCACAUAGGCUUUGUCAUAUUUGCUGCCGUUGCUCCACCCGUUGUCUUCAAAGGAAAAUCUCUCGCAGGUAUCUUGCCAGCCGUUGAUCUCCUAGGCGACCACGCAUUGGUCGGGAUAUUCUAUUUUGUUGGAUUUGGGCUGUUCUGUCUGGAGUCAUUGCUUAGCAUCUGGGUUAUUCAGCAAGUAUACAUGUAUUUCCGAGGAAGUGGGCAUGCUGCUGAGAUGAAACGUGAAGUUGCUAGAGGUGCUGUACGAGCAGCAUUUUGAGCGUGCCGCCUAUUCCUGGAUACAGUUUUCAUAGUUUCUUUUCGAUAUUUGCCAGUGGAUAUAUAAUCUAUGUGAGGACAUGUGCUUUUCCUUCCAAAAAGUAUAGAAAGAGAACAUUUUGUAUGUAAAUCUGCUGUUUAUUCACAAAAGAUGGCGAAUUGUUUUUUUAA
Molecule: messenger RNA, 1289 nt
Organism: Erigeron canadensis
Lineage: Eukaryota; Viridiplantae; Streptophyta; Magnoliopsida; Asterales; Asteraceae
Product: secretory carrier-associated membrane protein 2-like
Exons: 13
Coding region: 205-1119 (304 amino acids)
Biological process (GO): protein transport
Cellular component (GO): trans-Golgi network membrane; recycling endosome membrane
Source: RefSeq, a predicted model, not a curated record